AUGCAGCAGCGGGUGUAUUGGGGUUCAAGUGAAGGAAUGGGCGAGAUUGAGCAAGCAGCAGCAGAUGACAUUGAUGCAGUCGUUGAUCCAAGCCUCCGGGAUACUAUGUACUCCAUGUCAGCCAUGAAUGGGAGCUUCUCAACUGGCACUGCCCCUUUGCAAUGCUCAGCUGCAACAUCGCUAUCCACCUCACGAGUUCCUAGCACUGGUUUUGUGGACAAACUAGUGAACCUCGAUAUGAUUGUUGCGCAGCUUGCUGAUAAAUUCGAUCACUUGGCACUGCAGAGUAGAGACUCAGUUGAAUUCAAGCUACAAAUUGAAGAACUCACCCAGGAGAAUCAUACACUACGAGCAACUGUUGAAGAUCACCAUGCUGCGAUACAUGAGCUUCAAACAACCAUUGAUGCACAGAGCACAUCCCUGGAGGAACUACUUGUGUUGAUAGACGAACCUAGGUCUUCAGGAAAUGCACUGCCAACAGUCAGGUCUGUCAACAAAGCAACCAAAGCGAUGUGUGACAACGUGUUUAAUAAUGUGAUCUGGCACACAUUCUUACAUGCAAUGGGUAUUUCUGAUUCCAAACAAGUGAUGUUGUUGGGUGUCCUCGAUGAUGGUUUGUUCUGGUUCAAGUGCCCAACACAUGACACCAAUCUUCUAUGA
This is a messenger RNA of Suillus paluster, 660 nucleotides long. RefSeq lists its product as uncharacterized. The coding region runs from base 1 to 660 and encodes 219 amino acids. Lineage: Eukaryota; Fungi; Basidiomycota; Agaricomycetes; Boletales; Suillaceae. The record is from RefSeq and is a predicted model, not a curated record. The transcript has 3 exons.